AUGGCGCCCGCCUCCAACACUGUAUCGCCGCUUAUGCCGCGGUCCCCUUCUAAUAUCAAUGCAAAUAUGUCGCCAUCCAGAGCAAAGCUGUUGGCCAUGCGAAGCACAACGUCAAAACCACAUACUGUGCAAGCAGUGCCACCACCUCCUAAACCAAGUGCUGACUUCGACAUGGCUGAACAAAUGAACCAAGAAAUCAGCAACAAGUAUGUCAAAGGCAAGAAACUAGGUGAAGGUACCUAUGCCAUUGUCUACAAAGGGCAUCUACGAUCAGAUCCACACAAACUAGUGGCAAUCAAGAAAUUCAAAGUCGACCCUUCGCAACAGAGAGAAGGGUUGAACGUCGACACUAUACGAGAAAUCAAGUAUCUGCAGGAAAUCUCGCACCCUAGCAUCGUUGCCCUGUUAGAUGUGUUCUCUUCCAAGGACCAAAACAUCAACAUGGUCAUCGAGUACUUUCCCAACGGCAAUCUCGAAGAACUCAUCCGCGACAAAACUGUGAGUUACGGAGCUGCGGACGUCAAAGCCUGGAUGGGCAUGCUCUGUCGGGCCAUCUACUACUGCCACUCGAACUUCGUCUUGCACCGAGAUAUCAAGCCUAACAAUCUACUCAUUGCUGCCGACGGAGAAGUUAAACUUGCCGACUUUGGUCUCGCUCGUUCAUUUGGAGAUCCACGGUAUCAGAUGACUUCUAAUGUCAUCACGUUGUGGUAUCGACCUCCGGAAUUACUCUUUGGGGCACGACAGUACAGCGGCGCCGUUGAUAUGUGGAGUAUCGGCAUGGUAUUUGCGGAAUUACUCAUUCGCAGGCCUUACGCCGCGGCAGAUGUGGCUAAUCAGGAAGUCCUGGCGACAGGAGGGGGGACCGUCGCACAGCUUGACAAAAUCUGCGAAGCCGUGGGGACACCCAAUGAGGACAACUGGCCUGGGGUCUCCAAGCUCCGGGACUAUUUCGACUUGGAGAAGAAGAUUCCGGUUCGAGAUAAGUCGUUUUACAUGGUCAUGUUCCCAACGGCGGGAUCUGUGGGUGUUGACCUCCUGAUGGCCAUGCUGAAGCUGGAUCCACGAAACCGAACCACGGCCCAAGGUGCUUUAGAGCAUGAGUGGUGGCAGAUCGAUCCGAGACCGACCGAUAAGGAGAAUCUACCCAAACAAGGAGGUGGUGCUUCGAAGAUGGCCGCAGCAGAGACUGCUGCUCCUGGGGCCGUGGUGGAUGAGAACAAGUUCAAGGGUGUCGCUAAGAAAUUGGACUUCGGGGCCGCCAGAAAGUGA
This is a messenger RNA of Exophiala oligosperma, 1272 nucleotides long. RefSeq lists its product as uncharacterized. Gene Ontology annotation, cellular component: transcription factor TFIIK complex; cytoplasm; nucleus. Gene Ontology annotation, biological process: positive regulation of transcription by RNA polymerase II; protein phosphorylation. The transcript has 2 exons. Gene Ontology annotation, molecular function: RNA polymerase II CTD heptapeptide repeat kinase activity; cyclin-dependent protein serine/threonine kinase activity; ATP binding. NCBI's taxonomy places the organism in Eukaryota, Fungi, Ascomycota, Eurotiomycetes, Chaetothyriales, Herpotrichiellaceae. The record is from RefSeq and is a predicted model, not a curated record. Bases 1 to 1272 code for a protein of 423 amino acids.